AAUGUGUCAUUUUGCAAUGCGGAGGUGUCAAGUUAAAAAGGUCCGGUUUAGUGAAGCCAAGUAAGCCCGACGGAGAUUUUCUCUUGUAUAAAUUGGCUACCUUUACCACGGAUAGAGAGAGAGCUAUGGCGGAGGAGCACUUCGACGUUCUGACCAAAUCCGGCGAGAAGACCGGCGUAUCCAAACCCAGAAGUGAGAUUCACAGAGAUGGAGAUUACCAUCGUGCAGUUCAUGUCUGGAUCUUUGUGGAGAGUACUCAAGAACUACUUCUCCAACUCCGGUCUGAUGAUAAAGAUUCAUGGCCUGGACAAUGGGACAUCUCAAGUGCUGGUCAUAUAUCUGCCGGUGAUCCAUCGCUUAUAUCGGCCCAGCGAGAGCUCGAGGAAGAGCUAGGCGUCAAACUCCCAAAGGAUGCCUUUGAAAAGAUAUUCGUCUUUCUGCAAGAGUGUGUCAUAAACGAUGGAAAAUUCAUAAAUAAUGAGUUCAACGAUGUAUAUCUUGUUACAAUUCUGGAACCAAUCCCAUUACAAGCCUUUACUCUUCAAAAAGAGGAAGUCUCUGCUGUAAAAUACAUACCUUACAAAGAUUACAGAAACCUUCUAGCUAAGGAAGAUCCUGCUUAUGUGCCAUAUGAUGUAAAUGGAGAGUAUGGGAAACUAUUUGACAUAAUCAGACAGAGGUGCCAAGUGAACACUGAGGCUCGUAGUUUAUUUCUGCAGAAGCAACUCCAGAGAUAUUCUCCUGUCACCCUCGAAGCCAAGUUGACAGAACUUUCUGAGGCAGAUCAGAAAGCGUUGGGUUUGAUCGUGAAGGCUGCAAAAACUAUUGACGAUAUUUUCUAUGAGCAGGUUUGGCACAGCAAUCCAGCUUUAAGAGAUUGGCUGAAGGAGCAUGCCAGUGCAUCAGAACUAGACAAAUUAAAAUGGGAGUACUUCCUGAUCAACAAAAGUCCGUGGUCGUCUCUGGAUGAAAAUGAACCAUUCUUGACUACGGCGGAUUCAGCUGUAAAGUUGGUUCCGGAAGCAACCAAAUCUAUUGCUGGCUGGAAGGGUCUUGAAUAUAGAUCAGCCUUUCCUUUGACUAAACCACCUGGUGCCAAUUUCUAUCCUCCAGAUAUGGAUAAGACGGAGUUCACCUUAUGGCUCAGUAGUCUUACGGAAGAGCAAAAACAUGCUGCGACAGGAUUUUUCAGUAUUAUAAAAAGGCGAAGUGAAGCUAAUCUUGAUGCUUCUCUAUCUGACAAGAUACCAGAUUCUGAUUCCGAUCUAUAUAGUAUUCCAUAUUCAGAGAUAUAUCGACCUUUCCUCACAAAAGCUUCUGAACUUUUGCACAAAGCUGGAGACUUGGUCACUUCACAGAGUUUGAAGAAGCUGCUGCACAGCAAAGCCGAAGCCUUCCUUUCAAAUGACUACUAUGAGUCAGACAUUGCAUGGAUGGACUUGGAUUCAAAGUUGGAUAUUACCAUUGGUCCAUAUGAGACAUACGAAGAUGAAAUUUUUGGUUACAAGGCUUCAUUUGAAGCCUUCAUCGGCAUUCGAGAUGAUAAAGCCACAGCCGAUCUGAAACUCUUUGGUGACAAUCUAAAGCUAUUGGAAGAUAAUCUCCCGCUUGACAGUAUAUACAAAUCAAAAGAUGUAUCUGCUGCUCCUAUUCGGGUCAUCCAGUUAAUUUACAAUUCCGGAGAUGUGAAAGGUCCUCAGACUGUUGCUUACAAUUUGCCCAACGAUGAGAAAAUCGUCAAAGAGAGAGGAACAUCAAUGGUUAUGCUCAAAAACGUUCAAGAAGCAAAGUUUGAACAUAUCCUGAAGCCUAUAGCUGAAAUCAUCAUCAGCAAGGAACAGAGAGGAUUUGUUGAUUUUGAUUCUUUCUUUACUCACACCAUUUGCCAUGAGUGUUGCCAUGGCAUUGGUCCCCAUACCAUAACACUUCCUGAUGGUCAAACCUCUACAGUGAGAAAGGAACUGCAAGAAGUCCAUUCUGCAAUGGAAGAAGCAAAGGCAGAUAUAGUUGGCCUUUGGGCAUUAAAGUUUCUCAUCACCAAGGUCAAUGAUCAAACUUUGCCAGGUUUGCUUUCCAAGAGUAUGGUGGAGAGUAUGUAUGUUUCUUUCCUAGCUGGAUGCUUUCGAUCCAUCCGGUUUGGUCUUACUGAAGCUCAUGGGAAAGGGCAAGCGUUGCAAUUCAACUGGUUGUAUGAGAAAGGAGCCUUUGUUUUUCACAAGGACUCUACAUUCUCGGUUGAUUUUACUAAGGUAGAAGGUGCAGUUGAGAGUUUGAGCCAUGAGAUACUAACCAUCCAAGGAAGAGGUGACAAAAACGCAGCAACAUUGCUUUUGAAUAAGUACUGCACUAUCACAGGGCCAUUGAAGACUGCUUUGGAGAAGCUCGAGAGCGUUAAGGUACCGGUGGAUAUAUCUCCGACAUUUCCAUUAGCAGAUGCAUUGAUGAACUGAGAUCUAUUCGCAGGCAUUGUUUCAGCUUCAGCGAGACCCUAUGGUUUUAUAAUAAGUAAAAAAAUAAAAACUCAGAUAGAUAAUUAACCGUUGAAUGGGUGUUAUGUUUCGACAAUAAAAGUUGCAACUUUUUAGUUCUUGGUUGAUCAGUAGUCUCAAGAACAAUAGCUUCCUCUGAA
Eutrema salsugineum is the source of this 2629-nucleotide messenger RNA. RefSeq names its product nudix hydrolase 3. The coding region runs from base 126 to 2450 and encodes 774 amino acids. The record is from RefSeq and is a predicted model, not a curated record. The transcript is spliced from 21 exons. Gene Ontology annotation, cellular component: cytoplasm. NCBI's taxonomy places the organism in Eukaryota, Viridiplantae, Streptophyta, Magnoliopsida, Brassicales, Brassicaceae. Gene Ontology annotation, molecular function: dipeptidyl-peptidase activity.